AUGACUGGGAAAACUGUAGACGGUUACUCUUGGGAACAAACCACGGGGGUUGUAUCGGGCCUUGAAACUGACGCUGUUGUCAGGCCUCCUCAGUCACCGAGUAUCAGAGAUAAAGUGUACGAUGCUGUUGUGAUUGGUGCAGGCUACGCUGGCCUCGCAGCGGCGCGAGACUUGGCGUUGUCGGGUCGAAGUGUUUUGCUGCUGGAGGCUCGUGACCGCAUCGGAGGUCGAACAUACACUGUCAACAAGGAUGCAGGCUUUCUCUAUGAGAUGGGCGGCACAUGGGUCACGCACCAUAUGGGCUAUCUUUUCCGCGAAAUGGUGAGGUAUGGCAUGGAUCGCGACCUCAUUACCACAGGAAGCCCGGAUAUGCACAAGGGCUAUUACACAAUGGAUGUUCCGGGUGCAAAGCCUCGAAAGUUGAGCCACGAAGAAGCUGGCGCUAUGCAAGCCAAGGCCUGGGAUAUAUUUGUUAAUGUCGACGGACAGUAUGGUCGCACGCUUUGUCCACUUCCCCAUGCUCAACUAAACAAUGUCAUUGUGGGCCGAAAGACAGUAGAGAAAUGGGAUCAGCUGUCAUGUCAGGACCGUUUUGAACAGAUUCAGCAUCUGCUCACUGCCGAGGAACAAGGUCUCCUCGUAUCUCUUCUCUUGCAUAUUUCCGGGGGCGACAUGAAGAACUCUAGCCUUUGGGAUAUGAUCAGAUCUCACGCUUUAUUGAUGCACAGCUCGGACAAUUUUACUGACGUAUGGCUGAGAUAUAAGCUCCGUUCCGGACAGACGGAACUGGCUAAGAGGAUGUUCGAAGAUGCGAGAGCUCGGGGAGCCGAUUACAGCUUUUCAACACCCGUGAAAUCCAUCCUCCAGGGCAAGACAAAAGAUGACUUGGUCACUGUUACAGCCCUUUCGGGUCAGACUUUCCGGGCUCGAAGGGUGGUCAGCACCAUUCCUCUGAACGUGCUCAAAGACAUACGGUUCUUCCCUCCGUUGUCCAAAAAGCGACAAGAAGCUAUCAACAUCGGGCACGUGAAUCAAAUGACCAAAAUCCACGCAGAUGUGACUAAUCCAGAGCUUGAACGAUGGAACGGCAUGCGUUUCCCCGGCCUUUUGAUGUAUGGAUACGGUGAUGGCAGGCUUCCUAAUGGCAGAGUACAUCUGGUUGCUUUUGGUGCUGAUGAACGCGAGACAUUCGUACCGGAGAAGAAUCCUGAAUUAGUCGUGGAAUCUUUCAACAAGUUGCAUCCUAUGGAUAUCAAGAGACUGAUCUUCCACAAUUGGAGCACAGACCCAUACUCCCAAGGCGGACCAGCUUGGUGGCAGCCUGGCUACAUGUCCAAAUAUCAGGACGAGCUCCAGAGCCGUCACGGAAAUGUUUUCUUCGCGUCUGCCGACUGGGCACAUGGAUGGCGAGCUGCAAUAGAUGGCGCCUUGGAACAAGGAUCAUUGUCCGCACAAUCUAUAGAUCAUGAGCUUGCACCCGGAAGAUCUACCGCGGUCGAGAGUAAACUGUAA
Molecule: messenger RNA, 1512 nt
Organism: Trichoderma asperellum CBS 433.97
Lineage: Eukaryota; Fungi; Ascomycota; Sordariomycetes; Hypocreales; Hypocreaceae
Source: RefSeq, a predicted model, not a curated record